Molecule: messenger RNA, 7369 nt
Organism: Pygocentrus nattereri (red-bellied piranha)
Lineage: Eukaryota; Metazoa; Chordata; Actinopteri; Characiformes; Serrasalmidae
Gene: magi3a
Product: membrane associated guanylate kinase, WW and PDZ domain containing 3a
Exons: 22
Coding region: 877-5187 (1436 amino acids)
Biological process (GO): signal transduction
Cellular component (GO): cytoplasm
Molecular function (GO): protein binding
Source: RefSeq, a predicted model, not a curated record
UCCCAGCUUCCUCCGGCUGCGCUGGUACAAGUGCUGAGGCGAGCGAAGACGCAGAAGUUUCUCCGCUACUCUUUUUCGCUGAAGUGUCGUGAGCGGUCGGGCACGACCGGCUCCGCCGUGACGACGUGAGCCCAGACGUGAGGGGGCGUUUCUCGAGGGACUGGACGAGAGGAAGGGGUCGUCUGAAGUGGAAAGAGCCGAGUAGGGAGGCGGGUAAAUUUCGCCAACACGGUCCCGCGAGCCAGGUAGUGUCGUUAGCCGGUCUACCGGCAACAAGCGGCGGCUCCUGUCAGUUGAGCAGGUGCGGGGAGAUCAAGUUUCUCGCGAAAGACUGGAUGAAGGCGAAGUCGAAACGGCCGGAUAUUCACUCCCCUGUUUCAUAUAAACCGGAGAUUUCUAGGAUACUGACACGCAGUGAGCUCGACAGACUGACGGCUUGCUUUGCUUCUCUGUAGUUUAUCAGUGUUUCUAUGUCUUAUAUUUACACGCUGUGUUAAAUCAUUGCUUAAGAACCUGUUUGCCCUUGCCUUAAACAAACAUCCACCAAUUCUGUUCCUCUGUGGUGGAUACCAGUGGAAGUGUAUGUGGAAAUAAGCUUCUAGCUCUUAGAGCUUUUCUUGACCGUCAUCUUUAUCCUGUGGAAUACUGGGACACCUGUAGGCUGCAUCCACCUGGGCUGGACUGUGCUGGGAUCAGUUUAUCAGACUUGGUGGUCUGUAAGAGGUGAUGCUACCCACAGAGUUUUGAGAAAUGGGACUCAUAGGCAUCCCGUGUGCCGGGCUUGAAUAGGCUACUGCAUCCCAGAGAAAAGAGUGGCGUGCCACAGGGGACCGUACUAGGACAUCUUCAGAAGCUAAUCGGCAAGAAGGAUUAGCCAUGUCAAAGACGCUGAAGAAGAAGAAACACUGGGCAAGCAAAGUGCAGGAGUGUGCCGUUUCUUGGGGGAACGGCGGUGAGCUCAGUUCUGUGGUGGAGAUACGAGGGGGAGCGGAACACGGGGAGUUCCCCUACCUGGGCCAGGUGUUGUCUGAGGCUGUCGUGUGUCAUGUGGGCAGGUUGCCCGGCCCUGGGGACGUGCUCCUGGAGGUGAACGGCACACCCGUGAGCGGCCUUACCAACCGAGACACCCUCGCCGUGAUCCGCCACUUUCGGGAGCCCAUCCGCUUGAAGACUGUGAAGCCAGGUAAGGUGUUGAACACGGACCUGCGCCACUACCUCAGCCUGCAGUUCCAGAAAGGCUCCUUGGACCACAAGCUCCAGCAAGUGAUAAGAGACAACCUGUACCUCCGCACCAUCCCCUGUACCACAAGACAGCCGAGGGAGGGGGAGGUUCCUGGAGUGGACUAUAAUUUCAUCAGCGUGGGGGAGUUUCGCGUGCUGGAAGAGAGUGGGCUCCUGCUGGAGAGCGGAACCUACGAUGGUAAUUAUUAUGGCACACCCAAACCCCCAGCAGAACCGAGCCCUGUACAACCUGACCUGGUAGAUCAGGUGCUGUUCGACGAGGAGUUUGACACCGAAGUACAGCGCAAACGCACCACCUCAGUCAGCAAAAUGGAGAGGAAGGACAGCGCGGCACCUGAGGAGGAGGAAGAAGAGGAACGGCCUGCACUUGUCAAUGGACUCGCAGAGCAUAAGGAGGGCUUGGAGUGGAGGAAGGCCGUGCCCAGCUACACGCAGGCCGGCAGCGCCAUGGACUUCCGCGCCUGGGGCACGCUGCCACGGGACGAGAGCCAGGAGCCCCUGCCCAAGAACUGGGAGAUGGCCUACACAGAGACGGGCAUGGUCUACUUCAUAGAUCACAACACAAAAACCACGACCUGGCUGGAUCCUCGACUGGCUAAGAAAGCUAAACCACCUGAGAAGUGUGAGGAUGGAGGUGAGAUGGUUCAGCUUUUACUGCACACAUGUCAACCAGAUCUUUCCUCUGAUCAAGCAUAUCAUAUAAAGCUGCCCUACGGCUGGGAGAAGAUUGAGGACCCACAGUAUGGCACCUACUAUGUGGACCACAUCAAUCAGAGAACCCAGUUUGAGAACCCUGUGCUUGAGGCCAAGAAGAAGCUCAGCCAGGAGACGCCUACGGCCAGCAAACCAGGAGCAGUGGUGGCAGCUACAGCCUCAGAGGAGAGUGGUGUGAGGGGUUUUACACGGGACCCGUCUCAGCUGCAGGGGGUGAUACUGCGCACGGCUCUGAGAAAGAGCGCUCAGGGCUUUGGCUUCACCAUCAUAGGCGGGGACCGGCCGGACGAGUUCCUGCAGGUGAAGAACGUGCUGCGGGAUGGUCCGGCGGCACAGGACAACAAGAUUGCCUCUGGGGAUGUGAUAGUGGACAUAAAUGGCACGUGUGUUCUGGGGAAGACCCAUGCUGACGUGGUGCAGAUGUUCCAGUCUGUUGCUGUCAACCAGUACGUGGACAUGGUGCUGUGCCGCGGCUACCCACUCCCGGAGGAUGCCGGGGCCAGUGAUGAUGGAACAAGUGAUAUUGUCCCACCAAUGCAGGAUGUCCAGCCCAGAGGCCCCGAGGUGGCCGCUUCACCCCAGGAGCCACACUAUCCACUCAACGGCCGUUACCCGGAUAACCCUGCCGAGUCCACUCUGCUUCAGCCGGAGCUGGUGAGCGUGCCGCUCGUAAAGGGGCCUGGAGGAUUCGGCUUUGCAAUCGCCGACUGCCCGCUGGGCCAGAAGGUGAAGAUGAUCCUAGAUGCACAGUGGUGCCGCGGCCUGCUGAAGGGUGACGUCAUCAAGGAGAUCAACCGGCAAAACGUUCAGACACUCAGCCACGCCCAGGUGGUGGACAUCCUCAAGGAGCUGCCCGUCGGCGCAGAGGUCAAUGUGCUCGUGCUACGAGGAGGUCAGACGUCUCCUGUGAAGUCUCUGAAACCUUGUGCAGCAGCCAUGCCUAUUACCCAGAAGCACGAGAUGGCCACAAACACGGUCAGCCCAGAAAGCCAGAGCCAACCUGAGCCAGUUCCCCAGUCAUUUCCCUUCCCUCCGAACCUGGUGCGAUCCAAUUCACCCAAACUGGACCCGACUGAGCUCUACCUCAAGUCCAAAGCCAUUUUGGAGAGCAAGCCUGCCAACAUUAAGGAGCUGGAUGUGUUCAUCAAGAGGAAUCAGGAGUCGGGCUUUGGCUUUAGAGUGCUGGGAGGGGAAGGCCCGGAUCAGCCUGUGUACAUUGGUGCUAUUGUGCCCCUGGGAGCGGCGGAGAAAGACGGGCGUUUGCGGGCAGGUGAUGAGCUCAUGUGCAUUGAUGGUGUUCCUGUCAAAGGGAAGUCACACAAGCAGGUGCUGGAGCUGAUGACCAAUGCUGCCCGUAAUGGACAGGUCAUGCUGACCGUGCGAAGGAAGCUGGCCUACACAGACGGAAGGGAGGAUGACAGCGGGCCGUCACACAGUGCUCCUGCCCAGGUGAAUGGCUCUCCUAAACCUCCACACAUUGAGGUGCCCAGUCCAUCCCAGCCAGAGCCCUAUGACAUCACAUUGCAGCGCAAAGACAAUGAAGGCUUUGGCUUCGUCAUCCUCACCUCAAAGAACAAACCACCACCAGGAGUAAUCCCUCAUAAGAUUGGACGGAUCAUAGAAGGCAGCCCUACUGACCGCUGCGGCAAGUUGAAGGUGGGCGACCGCAUCUCAGCUGUCAACGGCCAGUCCAUAGUCGACUUGUCCCACAAUGAUAUAGUGCAACUCAUCAAACAGGCUGGCAACAAUGUCACUCUCACAGUGCUGCCUGAGGAAGAGCACAGUGGACCACCGUCAGCCACUAGCUCAGCCAAGCAGAGCCCAGCCGCUCAGCACAAAGCAGUGGGCCAGCAGGCUGCCAGCCGGGAUGACAGGAGUGGCCUGGAUACAGAAGAACGGAAAGAGGGCGUGGCCUGGGCUGAGUACAGAUCCCUCCCUAAGAGUGAGAUGGGCACUAUGAUCACUUCGGGUAGCAAACAGGGCUGUUUUCUGGUGGAGUUAGAGAGAGGCCCACGAGGGUUUGGCUUCAGUUUGAGGGGAGGAAAAGAGUACAACAUGGGUCUGUUCAUCCUGAGGCUGGCUGAGGACGGACCGGCACUGAAGGAUGGCAGGAUACACGUGGGAGAUCAAAUAGUGGAGAUCAAUGGCGAGCCCACCCAGGGCAUCACACACACGCGGGCCAUUGAGCUGAUCCAAGCUGGAGGCACCAAGGUCUUGCUUCUGCUGCGGCCCGGCCAGGGCCAGAUACCUGACCACAAUGUUAAGGAGAUGAUGACGGGUCCAUUUGCAAACUUCUCAAGAUACCCUGCACCUGAUGAGUCAUCAAUACCAGCAUCUUUGUCCUCCCCCUCUCUCUCGCCUUCUGAGGGCACCCACUCUGCUUCCUGGAUCAUGGCCCCAGAAGAACUCCUCGUCCCAGCGUCCACUUCCUCCCAUGGGCAACAUCACUAUCCCAAAGAUCUCAGAUCCCAACCUAGGAAAAGUGACUCCAGUGUGUCUCAAAGUGACAAUCCUGCUGGUCCCCAGAGGGUAGAUACUUCUCGCAUGGAGCGGAGAGAGCGAUCACGUAGCCCUAAGAAAUCAGAGAAGAAAUUCUCUGGUACUAUGGAGAGCAAGAAUGGCCAUGCCAGCACGCAGAGUCUGGAUAUGUAUGUGGACAGAAAAGCCCAGGGACAAAGGGAGAGGGACGGGCGCUCAACAAGUCCCAGAAAGCACCCUAAAAAGGACCAGGAGACUGGAGCCAGGCAGUUGUCUAGGGGACAGGAGGAACCACAGAGGCACAAUCCUGGCUCUGGAGGGGCUCAAGAAAGGAGACAUGAAGAAGACACUGACCUCCCACAGGACAAAGAAACUGGAGAGAUCAGGCAUGAGAACACGAAGGCGGCUAAUGAACGACGUCGUAGGGAGAAGGGCACUGAGAGUGAUCUGGCACCUCAGAAGUCUCAUUCUCAGAUCCACAAAGAGAGGGCAGUACCAGAGCCUCAGGCCAGUACUCUAAACCGCAAGGGUCACAGAGAGAAAGACAGAGAGCUAAAAGAACGGGAGGCGAAAGAGGGCAGGCACAAAGGGGUAACAUCCGAAGAGAGCAAGAGGGAGACAAGGGGAUCUAGCAGUGUCCCACCGGAGACUUCCUGGAAUGGAAACCCCAGCACCAAGAAAGCCCCCAUAACUCCAGGGCCAUGGAAGGUCCCUAGUUCAGCUAAGAUUCAUUCUCAGGUGGAGGGGAUCUGAUGGAGCCGGUGCUCAGUGUAGAAAUGGAGUUCCUUUUCAUCAGAAUUGCUGGGACAUGAGCCGACUGCGGUCAAAGGAUGGUUUCUCUGAAUCACUGUGUAUUGGAUGCAUAUUUUUUACAUGACUUUUACACCAUAUUGUUAUCUUUGCUGACUUUGAGACGAUGCAUUCAUGAUAUUCAGUGUUCUCAAUUAUGUGUUCAGAUGUCCUCAUGUCUAUGUCGGUGCAUUCGUUGCAUCUACAGUAAGACUCGUCAGACUUGUAUUGUGCCAAUCGGAGACUCCUGGUAGAAAGAGUUGACACAAAUCCCAGUGCUCCUGUCCUGUGAAACCCUGUGAGGUGUGAAGAUUGAAUGCUCUGUUUUCCGGAAACGUGAAGGAAUGUGUGUCUUUAGUUUGGCUUUGCUCUUAUUUCAGACUCCUGCAAAGAUUCAGAAAAGUGUGCACAGUCAGUUACCUUGGACUUUUUCACUAAGCUUGAUUCGCCAGAUGUCCUUGCAUUCUGAAAGAGCCUUCUUGCAAUUUAAAUUGUCCUUGCAAGGAAAGCACAACCAGUGUUGAGAUGAUUAAACAUGAACAAAGGCGAAUAUUAGCAUCACUACCUUUCCUUUAUUGUUAGGCACAUUAAUAAUGCUUGACUGAACUGUACUUUGAGAUGCAAUCCAGGCAGGUGACCAGACUGUGCACACAUAGGGCAGAGUUCCCAAACCAAGAUUAAGCCUAAGCCUAGACUGAAGAUUUUCAGUGACCACUUAUCAUUGGUAUUGCAGUUAAGGCCAAGCUUAUGCUUAAUCUUUGACUGGGAAAAUAGCUCUUGAUAUUUAGGUUGAAUAUUAGUUACAAGCUUUGCAAUGUAUUUUAAAUCAUUUUCAAAGAUCAAUGUGCAUCCAUGUUUAAAUGACCAGACACUUGUGGUUAAGUAUAUUGUUUACUACAUGUGUGUUUAUGAAGAAGUCUAUGUAAUUUAUUGAGAUAAAAAGGUCAAAAUAUAUAGCUUUUUGCAAUCAUAUAUAUACAUAUAUAUAAACAUUGUGCUCCAACUCAGAUUCUAAACAGCUUGCUUCUUCCUUCCAGUACAGUUGUUUGCUGCUUUAGAAUUGCUGACUUUGUGCACUACACGGUUAAGGGAAUGUAUUUUUCAUAUUGCUGCAGCUUUUACUAUUAUACUUUGUCGUACAGCAAGCUACGUACCUUGGGAUUAAGCAUUUGACUAAGUUCUUGGUCAUCAUUAAAAUGAAAUGAAGUUAAAAUAGUAUUAGUAAAUCAUAUUUUUUCAUACAAUGAAAUACAUACAACAUAUAUAUAUUUUUUUGCCCUGUUUCUUUUUAUUUUUCAUAAUACUUAUAUCAAUUAACUUUUUGUAACACAUCACUAACCUGAUAUCAUUGUUUUAAAAUAGGUGGGUUUAAAACAAGAAGACUUUGUCUCUAUAUGAGACAAAUGUGAUGUAAGAAAACAUUCUAACCUAAGCUCAUGUAGCUCAUCAAAUGUAGCUCAUUUGACUAUGUGGCAGCAUCCCCAUAUAUUUGUGUGUGAAACUACCCUGUACAUAUGAUCGGCUGUUAUCAAAAACAUAUCAAAAUGUACAAAAAUGUUUGUUUUUUUUUUUCCAUACGUUUAAAUACCAUUGUGAUUCUCAAUAUAUAUGUGAUUAUAUGCACUUAUUUUUUUCCUGUUUUCGAGAAGGGGAUAUGAACAAGUGGCAGCUUUGAUACUUCAUGAGUUUAAUGAGUUCAUCAGUCCUCGACUUCAUGUUUGGAUUUUUUCCUCCGAUCCUCUCCAUUACACCUAGUCAUGAAACAGUUUUAAGCCUGUUGAGCUUGACUAAUUUUUGUGACUUAUAACCAAAUGGUUCAGCUUCCAAUUCGUUGGUUGGUUUGCAAUAAAAAUGUAUGUACACCACCAUGUAAUAUUUGAUAACUGGUGUCUGUUUAGUCCUGAUUAACAAUGUGAAGCCUUUAGGGACUGCUCAAAUGAACUAACUGAAAAUAAGACUGGACGACUUCUUGUGGUUUGUUUCCCUUGUGCAUCUCAUAUCUCAUGUGUAUGAAACCGUGGCCUUGCUUUGCUUUAUCUAAAAAAAACAACAACAAAAAAACACACACAAAAAAAAAGCUUUUGGAUCUCUACAUUGUGGUAGUUGUAAAUGUUUAUAAAAUGUACAGCACCUGUAUAAAUACUUG